AUGGAAACUAAACCAAAAAGUGAACAUCUCUUAGAAUUAAAAGUAAUGAGAUUAACAAGACCUACUCUUGCAAGUCCAGUAGUUGUUACUUGUGAUUCAACAGAUCUUCCUGGUAAUACAUUAAAUUAUGAACUUAAAAAUGAUUGCACUGCUUUGCAAGGAAUGGAAACUCUUACAGUAGGACAGUUCAUGGUAUUACCUCAAAGUUUUGGAAAUAUUUAUCUAGGUGAAAUAUUUUCAAGUUACCUUUGUGUACAUAAUGGUAGUACCCAGUUAGUAAAAAAUGUUGCUGUUAAAGCAGAUUUACAAACAAGUACUCAAAUUAUUUCUCUUUGUGGUAGUAAUGGAGAAAUGGAAGAUUUAGCACUUGACAAUACAGUUGAUUUUGUUAUCCAUCAUGAAGUAAAAGAAAUAGGCACACACAUACUAGUAUGUGAAGUUACUUAUACUCCUACAAAUGUAGGUACCUCUCCACAAUCUUUCAGAAAAUAUUUUAAGUUUCAAGUGGUAAAACCAUUAGAUGUUAAAACAAAAUUUUACAAUGCAGAGUCAGAUGAAGUAUAUCUUGAAGCACAAAUACAGAAUCUCACAGCAGGUCCAAUAUGCUUAGAAAAAGUUUCACUCGAAUCAUCUCAUUUAUUUAGUGUAUCAACAUUAAAUACAAAUGAAAAAGGAGAAUCUAUUUAUGGAUCAGUUAAUAUAUUAGAUACUGAUUGUAGUAGACAAUAUUUAUAUUGUUUAAAACCGCAGGUGAGUUUAUUAAAACACCCGAAAAUGAUGCGCAAUGCAACAAAUAUUGGAAAAUUAGACAUUGUUUGGAGAAGCAACUUAGGAGAAAGGGGAAGAUUACAAACAAGUCAAUUAGAAAGGAUGGCACCUGAAUAUGGUGAUAUAAGAGUUACUAUGAAAAAUAUCCCUUCAACAGUUUACCUUGAACAAUCAGUUAAUUUUAAUUGCCAUAUAAUAAAUACAUCUGAAAGAAGUAUGGAUUUAAUGUUAAGUUUGGAAUCAAGUAGCUCUAUAGCAUGGUGUGGAAUAUCCAAUACAAUGAUAGGAACAUUGAAGCCUGGAGUUUCAAUAGAUAUUCCUUUAUGUUUGAUACCAUUACAUAAUGGCAUUAUUACUAUUUCCGGUUUGAAGUUGAUGGACACAUUUUUGAAAAGGGUAUAUGAUUAUGAUGAUUUAGCACAAAUAUUUGUUAGUCAAACAGACUAG
This is a messenger RNA of Habropoda laboriosa, 1215 nucleotides long. RefSeq names its product trafficking protein particle complex subunit 13. The record is from RefSeq and is a predicted model, not a curated record. The transcript has 10 exons. Gene Ontology annotation, cellular component: TRAPPIII protein complex. The coding region runs from base 1 to 1215 and encodes 404 amino acids. Lineage: Eukaryota; Metazoa; Arthropoda; Insecta; Hymenoptera; Apidae.